Pristis pectinata (smalltooth sawfish) is the source of this 6528-nucleotide messenger RNA. RefSeq lists its product as uncharacterized. Bases 2300 to 3910 code for a protein of 536 amino acids. NCBI's taxonomy places the organism in Eukaryota, Metazoa, Chordata, Chondrichthyes, Rhinopristiformes, Pristidae. The transcript is spliced from 5 exons. Gene Ontology annotation, molecular function: zinc ion binding; nucleic acid binding. The record is from RefSeq and is a predicted model, not a curated record.
AAACGUCGACUGAUGAGGCGACAACGACGACCUCUCCAACGGACUCACAGCCCGACUACGCGCCCGGACCCACUCGCGGUCCCGGCACCGAGCAGCCGCUCCCGACCUCUCCCGCUUCACGAUUCAACCAAACGUCGCGAUAACCUGGCGGCGGAAGUGCGGGUCUCUACCUCGCAGUGGCCGCUGGGACAUGUAGUUCGCCGGCGGCGGGUCCUUGUUGACGGAGCACCUCACAGGGGGUUUGUAAAGCUAAGCGGGGUGGUUGUUGGAAAUCUGAAAUAAAAUCAAAAUCCACUGUAAAAAAUCAGGCCCGAUCUGCGGGGAGGGAAACAGCUGACGGUUAAGUCCCUUGACGUAUCAUCGGUUUUCCGAUGAAGCGUCGCCUGUGACACAAGGGAUUCUGCAGCUGCGGGAAUCCUGUGUCUCUCCCUCCACAGACGCUGCCCGGCCCGAGCACCUCCAGCGUGUUCGGGUGCAAGUAUUUAAUGGUUUGCUGACGUAAACUACUGCCUACCCUUGGAACAAAUGGAACCUCCAAUAGUAAUCAAUUGUUAAUAAGUUGAUUUUAUCUGGAUUCGCCAUGCUGGGACUUAUCUACACUGGAUCGAGACAAUAUACAUCACUGUCCUAAUUACUGUCCUAUAGUCUUCCCCAGGACAGGGUGAGGAAUGCCAUGGUUAGAGUAAACAUAUGAGAACAAAGUAUCAUAAAGCAGGCAAAUAAGCAGUUGGAUGCAUGAUCAGCAAACAAGAGAGAAUUAUCUCUUUGGCAUUCAUGGGCCUAGAAUAUCCAAUGGAAACUCCUGGAAGUUCAGGUCUCCUACACUUUUUCCAUUGACUUCCUGGCAUCAGCAACUCUGCAACACAAUAGGGAAAAAGUGGCCACUAUUGAUCCUAGAAAUCUGAAGCUGAAAUGUUUAAAUGUUUAAAAGCAUAUGCUCAAUACAUACAUUAUCAAAUUAUAUCCCUACACAAAGUGCAUUGAAGCUGUUACGGACUCAGUGAAAGUCCCUUUAAGAUAGAGAGUGUGUGUGUAUGUGUGUGUGGGGCGUGCUUACGUCAAUAGAAGAUAAAGGACGUAAUGACGUUGUUGAAGAAGUAAGAAGAAGAAGAAGAAGGAGAGAGAGAGAGAAGGGAGAGAGACACCAGCCUGCUUGUUUUCUCUAUCGAUGGAUGAGAAACAAUAACUGUGUUUGCCACUGAAAUCCAUGUAUGGAAGUUGGAAGUAAUCCGGUGGAGUUCACUUUGUUGCUGACCUGUAGAAGGAAACAGGUAUUUGUGUGUGGACGACCACGGUUCGGAUGCUUUUCGGGGUGAGGAAGUCACUACCGAGUAAACACUGAAGUGUCGUUUGGGUUCCAUCAUGGAACAUUUGGAUUUCGUAUGUACUCUCUCUAUGUUUUUCUACAUCUACAUCUUAUCUUCAGACAACGGUGGUUGUUGAAGAAGCCCUUGCUCAUGUUUCACCUUAUGGCUUGCGGAACUGAACUUUAAGAACCAUUCCGGAACUGGGAGUUUUGGACUUUGUCACACACACACACGAAGAGUUUAGUUUUGGGGUUAACGUUCGAGGUUUAACAUUUUUGAAUUCUAACAUACUAACAUUUUUACUUUUAUUUUACGUAUUAUCAUAAGUAGUGAUUAAUAAAAUAGUUUUUAACACUGAAUCAUGCACAGUGUGUUUCUUUUGUUGCUGGUUUGUGACAAAAUUGGGGGCUCGUCCGGGAUAGUUCCCAAGGUUAACGAGAUUCGUCCGGGAUCCAAUCCAAAGAUUAACGAGUGUCAUCUGGGAUCGUUCCCCAGAUUGACGAGAUUCGUUCGGGAUUCAAUCCAAAGAUUUUUGAGGGAGGUCUGAUAAAUUCUUUUUAAUUGGCUUGUGUGUGUGGAAACCAGCAGCAAUGGAUAUUAAGGCAUUUUUGGAGUCACCAACCCAAAAAGGAUUGGAGGUGGCGAAAAAGGAUGAUUUGAUAAAGAUUGCUACAAGGCUAAACCUUACAGAAGUAAAGCAGUCUAUGAGAAAGGCAGAUAUUCAGAGACUGAUAGCUGGCCAUUAUGUGGAAAAGAAGGUGUUUGAGGAGGAAAUGUUAAAACAGUUUCCUGGCAGUGAAAUAGCAAUUUCUGAGGCACAGGUGCAGAUAGCAAAGAUGGAGUUAGAACAAACACGACUGAAGUUCGAGUUGGAACAAAAGAAAUUAGAGGCCGAACAAGAGGAAAAGAGAUUAGAGGCCGAACGAGAGCAAACCCAGUUAAAGAUAGAGGCCGAAUGAGAGAAAUUAGAGGCCGAACAAAAGAUAACUCAGAUGAAGAUAGAGGCUGAUCUAGCAAUGAAGCAGAUGGAAUUGAAGAGGAUGGAGCUGGAUAGUGAGGAGAAGGAGAAACAGAGGCAGCAUGAUUUACAAAUGAUGCAAAAGAGUGUGGAAUCUGAUUCUGAAGAUGGUUUUUCAGCCAGCAGGGAGGUUCGAUUAGUCCCUCCUUUUGAGGAAGAUCAGGUUGAUCAGUAUUUCCAACAUUUUGAAAAGGUUGCUGUGAGUUCAAACUGGCCAAGGAAAGGAUGGGCUCUUAUGGUACAGAGUGUGAUUAAAGGUAAAGCUCAAAAAGCUUAUUCUGCUUUGUCUGCUGAGGAUGCAGCUGAUUAUACCAAGGUAAAACAAGCUAUAUUGAAGGCCUAUGAAUUGGUACCUGAAGCUUAUAGACAAAAAUUUAGAGACUUGAGGAAAUCUGCAGAUCAGACUUAUAUGGAAUUUGCCAAUGGAAAGAGAAUAUGUUUUGAACGGUGGUGCCUGGCUAAAAAUGUAGAUGGGGAUUUUGAUAAAUUGAAAGAAUUGAUAUUAGUGGAAGACUUUAAAAGAUGUGUUCCAGCUGAAUUAACAACAUAUUUAAAUGAAAAGGCAGUGGAAACUUUACAAGAAACUGCUAGGUUGGCAGAUGAUUAUGCUUUAACCCAUAAAUCCAAAUGGGGACAACCUAAAACCUUUCAAAAGAGUUACAAAGACAAUCCAGGUAAACCGGAGAUUAAAUUGGGAGGUAAUCAAAAAGGAAAGGAUGAAAAGAAGCCAGUGCUGGAGAAACCUGUUGAGCGUACUUGUUAUUACUGUAAGAAACCUGGCCAUGUGAUAGCUAAUUGUGCCCUUUUGAAAAAAAGGAAGGAAGCUGUGCCCAAUGCUUGCUUUCAGGCAAUUAAAAAUCAAAAAGGUUUAGGAGAUGCUGUUAAAGAUCAGUCCUUGCAAGAGGGAAAAGCGGAAAAGUUGGAGGAGGUGAGAAAAGAAUUCCGUUCGUAUGUAUCAGAGGGUUUUGUUUCACUGAAUGAUGAGUCACCCCAGGUGCCAGUGAAAAUUCUUAGAGAUACUGGGGCUAGUCAAUCUCUCUUGCUGGACAGUGUUUUAAAUUUUGGUGAAGAAAGUGACACUGGUGAGGUAAAUCUAAUACGAGGCGUUACAGAUGACACCAUGUCUGUCCCUUUACACAGGGUGAUUUUAAAGUCAAAGUUCGUAGAAGGACCAGUCGAGAUAGGGAUAAGACCUAGUUUGCCAGUGGAAGGAGUUUCUUUGUUAUUGGGAAAUGACCUUGCAGAUGGAGAAAUUGUUCCUGUGGUACGGUUAACAACCAAACCAAGGAUUGAUGAGUCUGAGAAUGAUCCAGAUGUUUACCCAUCAUGUGCGGUGACUCGAGCUAGAGCUAAGGAAUUAGCCGAGACAGACAGUCCGGUGCAGUCUGAUGUGGUUCCUUGUGACAGUCCUAAACAGGAAGAAAAUUAUGAUGCCUUAUCUGAGACUUUUCUGUCUUCACUGGAGGAUCAACAUCCUUAUAGUGAGCCUGAAUUUAAAGAUUUGUCUUUGUCGAGGAAGGAUUUUAUGGUGGAACAGACAAAGGACCCUGAGUUGACAGAAUUGAAAGAAAAAGCACUCUCGUGAGGAGAUUGAGAAAGUGCCAAGUGGAUAUUAUGUCAAAAAUGGAGUGUUAAUGAGGAAAUGGAGACCUCCCCAUGUCCAAAAAAUUUAAAACUUGGUUGGAAAGAGUCUGCCAGCUAGCAAGAGAGAAUUUGAAAACCAGCCAGAUAAGAAUGAAGACAUAUUUUGAUAGACGUGCUCGGCCUAGGACAUUUGCAGUGGGGCAAAAGGUGUUGGUAUUUUUCCCUAGCCAAAGUAAUCCAUUGCAAGCUCGUUUUUCUGGACCCUAUGUUAUUGAAUCUCGAGUGACUGAUUUAAUAUAUAUAAUCAAAACACCAGAUAGACGCAAGAAAACACAACUCUGUCAUGUAAAUAUGCUAAAACCUUAUUAUGAGAGGGAUUCAGUUGUGGCCUUGGUGGAUGAUGUAAAGGUUGUUUCUAGAAUGCCUGAUGUUGAUGUUGAGGAAGGCCAAUUUAGACCAAAUAUUAUUCCAUCAAAACUAAAAAACCAAAAUAUCCUGGAGAACCUUGAAACGAAGUUGGACCAUUUACAAGUUUCACAAAAACAACAGAUGAGAGAAUUAAUUUCAAAAUUUAAAAAUCUGUUCCCAGAUGUUCCAAACAGAACAUCGAUAAUUACCCAUGAUGUUGAUGUUGGGGAUGCAAAACCAAUCAAACAACACCCAUAUCGAAUGAAUGUGGAAAAAAGUAAACUUGUUGAUCAGGAAAUAAAGUACAUGUUGGAAAAUGAUAUUAUUAGACAUUCUACUUCAAAUUGGAGUUCGCCCUGUGUUAUUGUACCUAAACCUGAUGGAACUGUUAGAUUUUGCACAGAUUACAGGAAAGUGAAUGCUGUAACAAAGUCAGAUGCUUACCCUAUUCCUAGGGUGUCUAUUGCAUAGACAGAGUGGGAAAGGCAAAAUUUCUUACAAAGAUUGACCUAUUAAAAGGGUACUGGUGUGUUCCAUUAACAGAUAGAGGAAGGGAGAUUUCUGCCUUUGUAACCCCUUCUGGAUUGUAUGAAUACAAUGUUUUGCCAUUUGGAAUGAAAAAUGCUCCGGCAACAUUUCAAAGAAUGAUUAAUUCAGUGAUUCAUGGGUUAAAACAUACAGAUGCCUACAUUGACGACUUAGUGACUGGGAAUGAUACUUGGGAGGAUCACAUCUCUGCGUUAGAAAGGUUGUUUGAAAGACUUUCCAAGGCUAACCUUACAGUUAACUUGGCUAAAAGUGAAUUUGGCCAUGCCACUGUGACGUAUCUUGGGUAUGUUGUAGAUCAAGGCAAGCAAGCUCCUGUUCAGGCAAAAGUUCAAGCAAUAUCUGAGUUCCCUAUUCCCACAGGUACGAGGACUGUUAAAAGAUUUUUGGGAAUGGUUGGAUAUUAUCGAAAAUUUUGUAAAAAUUUUGCUGAUAUUGCUCUUCCCCUAACUAAUCUUCUGAAGAAGGGAGUAAAGUUUGUUUGGACAGAUUCUUGUCAAGAAGCAUUUGAGAAGCUGAAAGCCAUUUUAUGCUACCAUCCGGUGCUCAAAACACCUGACUUUGAAAAGCCAUUUUCAUUAGCAGUAGAUGCCAGUGAUGAAGCUGCAGGAGCUGUGUUGUUGCAGAAGGGUGACCUUGAUGAUAUUGACCAUCCUGUAGCUUACUUUUCAAAGAAAUUUAAUGAGCAUCAAAAGAAUGAUUGCACCAUAGAGAAAGAAUUACUGUCGCUUGUUUUAGCAUUGCAACAUUUCAGUGUAUAUGUUUGCACCGCUCAGAAACCACUGACUGUGUAUACAGAUCAUAACCCAUUGGUGUUUCUGAGCUGAGUCAAAAACAAGAACAGAAGGCUGUUAAACUGGAGUUUAAUUUUGCAAGAGUUUGAUCUCAGGAUAACUCACAUUAAAGGCAAAGAUAAUGUGAUUGCUGAUUGUCUUUCCCGAUGUUAAAUGGGAAACAUGUAUCUGUACUAAUCUGAUAUUCUGUAGUUGUGUAGCAUGAUAAUUAUUAACAUUACUAACUAUGCGCGGUUAAAAUUUUUCUUGGGAAAAUUUUUUUUUAGGUGGGAGGUGUUACGGACUCAGUGAAAGUCCCUUUAAGAUAGAGAGUGUGUGUGUAUGUGUGUGUGGGGCGUGCUUACAUCAAUAGAAGAUAAAGGACGUAAUGACGUUGUUGAAGAAGUAAGAAGAAGAAGAAGGAGAGAGAGAGAGAAGGGAGAGAGACACCAGCCUGCUUGUUUUCUCUAUCGAUGGAUGAGAAACAAUAACUGUGUUUGCCACUGAAAUCCAUGUAUGGAAGUUGGAAGUAAUCCAGUGGAGUUCACUUUGUUGCUGACCUGUAGAAGGAAACAGGUAUUUGUGUGUGGACGACCACGGUUCGGAUGCUUUUCGGGGUGAGGAAGUCACUACCGAGUAAACACUGAAGUGUCGUUUGGGUUCCAUCAUGGAACAUUUGGAUUUUGUAUGUACUCUCUCUAUGUUUUUCUACAUCUACAUCUUAUCUUCAGACAACGGUGGUUGUUGAAGAAGCCCUUGCUCAUGUUUCACCUUAUGGCUUGCGGAACUGAACUUUAAGAACCAUUCCGGAACUGGGAGUUUUGGACUUUGUCACACACACACACGAAGAGUUUAGUUUUGGGGUUAACGUUCGAGGUUUAACAUUUUUGAA